AUGAAAGACGAUGUCGUGGUGAUGAUUAUCGUGAUUUAUGUGGAUGACAUUUUGGUGGCUGGGUCUGAUGAUGAUUGCAAGGAGUUGCUUGAUUCCAUCAACAAGGCAUUCCCCACCAAAGACCUUGGAGAGUGCGUCAUCGUGAAUCGCUUUGAUGUGCAGUCGACCUCCUCCAUCCCUGCUUCCCCUGGUGUCGAUAUAGGACCGAAGCGGGAUGACGAGAGUGGAGGGGAAUGGCCGGUGAGGGAGGCCAUCGGCAGCAUGAUGUGGGUGUCGACGUUCUCGCGCCCGGACAUCUCGUUCGCCGUGCGUGCGGUAGCGCGCCAUGCCCAUGCCCCUGCCGAGAGGCACUGGAAGGCGAUCGUGAAGAUCCUCGCCUACCUCAAAGAGACGAGGGACCUCGGGAUCACCUACGAACGGGGAUCGGGGUUGGGGCUGGCGGUGUACGUGGACGCUAGCUACGCCGACGCUGAGGAUAGGCGUUCGGUGUCAGGGCUGGCAACAACGGUUGGAGGGACCGUCAUCAGCCACGGUAGCAAGACGCAAGCUAUCGUAUCUUUGUCGUCUACGGAGGCAGAGUACAUUGCUGCCGGGGAGGGUGUGAAGGAAGCUUUGUUUGUGCGUGCAGUGCUUUCGUUUAUUGCCCCAGAGACCAGGGGCAGCAGCAUUCAGGUCCUUCAGGACAAUCAGGGGGCUAUGGCUUUGGUGCAGAACCCCCUUACUUAA
This is a messenger RNA of Ectocarpus sp. CCAP 1310/34, 726 nucleotides long. NCBI's taxonomy places the organism in Eukaryota, Phaeophyceae, Ectocarpales, Ectocarpaceae. The record is from the annotation of a GenBank genome assembly.